GAUUUCCCGGAAGCCAUUGCCCUAGGAAGAGCGUUGGGUCGCCUGGCAACCGCACCAAGGCUGCGGAGGAACCAGGCACUGAGGGAAUUUACAAACCUGACUUCCAGACUCAGUUCCUCCCGCAAGGGGAGAGGUGCCUUCAGGGAAGAAGUCUGGGGGCUGAAGAAACCAUAAAGCCACGUUUCUCAAACUUGUCUGCCAAAAGUUGAGCAUAAAACAAUAGUUAAACCUGCUUCCUGACAUGGUAUCAGAACAGAGCUACUGCUGAGUUUGACUUAUAGAGAAAUCAUGGUUCGACUAACCUUGGAUCUAAUUGCCAAAAGUAACAAUCUUAAACCCCGAAAAGAAGAAACCACUUCACGAUACCUGAAGAAAAUAACUCAUCUAAAUUUUUCAGACAAAAAUAUAGAUACAAUUGGAGACCUCUCUCCUUGCAAAAGUCUUAGUGUUUUAUACUUGUAUGAUAACCGUAUUAGUGAAAUCACUAACUUGAAUUAUGCUACAAAUCUGACCCACCUGUACCUACAAAACAAUUGUAUUUCAUGUAUAGAGAACCUCAGGUCAUUAAAGAAACUGGAAAAACUGUAUCUGGGAAGCAAUUAUAUUGCUGUCAUAGAAGGUUUAGAAGGAUUAGAAGGACUAAGAGAGCUUCAUGUUGAGAGUCAGAGGCUUCCCCUUGGAGAAAAGCUUCUGUUUGAUCCAAGAACUCUUCACUCUCUGGGAAAAUCCCUCUCUAUAUUGAAUAUCAGCAAUAAUAAUAUUGAUGACAUAAGAGACUUAGAAAUACUGGAGAAUCUUAAUCAGCUCAUAGCAGUUGACAACCAACUUCUGCAUGUGAAGUGCCUCCACCCCUCACCAACAGAAAGAAGUUUCUCUGAGAAGAAAGAUUUGGAAUUUUUACUGAACAAGUUGAUGAAGCUGUGGAAAAUGGAUCUAAAUGGAAAUCCUGUUUGUCUCAAACCCAAAUACAGAGACAGACUGAUACUGGUGUCCAAAUCACUGGAAUUUCUUGAUGGAAAAGAAAUUAAAAAUAUGGAAAGACAAUUCCUAAUAAAUUGGAAAGCAUCCAAAAAUGCCAAGAAAAUCAGCAAGAAAAAGAACAGUAAAAACGAGGAUGCAAGUAACUCAUACAUAAGAGAGAGAGACAGAGCGUGAGCAGAGGAUGGGCAGAGAGAGAGGAAGACACAGAAUCUGAAGCAGGCUCCAGGCUCUGAGUUGUUAGCACAGAGCCCAACGUGGGGCUCGAACUCACAAACCGCUAGAUCAUGACCUAAGCCGAAGUCGGAUGCUUAACCAACUGAGCCACCCAGGCGCCCCUAAAGGUAUAUUUUUAAAAUGCUGAAUGUCAUUAAUCAACAUGGAAACGCAAAUCAAAACCACAAUGAGGUAUCACCACACACCUGUCAGAUGGCUAUUAUCAAAAAAAAGACAACAAGAGUUGGUGAGGAUGUAGAGAAAUUUGAACCCUUGCACACUGUUCAUGGGGAUGCAAAAUGCUGCAGCCACUAUGAAAGAUAGUAUGGUAGGGCAUCAAAAUUUAAAAGUAGAACUAUCAUAUGAUCUAGCAAUUCCAGUUUUCUGUAUUCAUCCAAAAGAACUGAAAUUAAGAUCAUGAAGAGACAUUAGCACUCCUGUGUUUGCUACAGCACUAUUCACAAGAGCCAAGAUGUAAAAACAACUUAAAUGUCCAUUGACAGAUGAAUGGAUAAAGAAAACAUGGUAUAUACAUACAAUAAAAUACUAUUCAGCAUUUAAAAAGAAGGAAAUUCUACAACAUGUGUCAACAUGAAUGAACCUUGAGGACAUUAUGUUAAAUAAAAUAAGUCAGUCACAGAAAGACAAAAUACUGCAUGAUCCCACCUAUAUGAGGUAUCUAAAACAGUCAAAUUCAUAGAAUCAAAGAGUAGAAAGGUGGUUGCUAGAGGCUGGGGUAAGGAGGAAAUGGGGAGCUACUAAUCAAGGGGCCUUAAGCAAGAUGAAUAAGCUCUGGAGAUUUACAUUAUCUAUCGCACCUAUGAUCAAAAACAAUGUAUUGUAUACUUAAGAAUUCAUUAACGAGGUAGAUCUCAUGUUAACUGUUUUUACCACAAACAUUAAAAAAAAAAAAAAAAAGCUCUGCACAGCAAAGGAAACAACAAAAGUAAAAGACAACCAACUGAAUGGGAGAAGAUAUUUGCAAAUGAUAUAUCCAAUAAAUGUUUGGCAUCCAAAAUAUAUAAAGAACUUACACAAGUCAACACCAAAAAACCAAAUGAUCCAAUUAAAAAACGGGUAGAAGAUAUGAACAGACAUUUCUCCAAAGAAGACAUACAGAUGACCAAUAGACACAUGAAAAGAUGCUCAACAUUACUCAUCACCAGGGAAAUGCAAAUCGAAACAACAAUGAGGUAUCACCUCACACCUGUCAGAAUGGCUAAAAUAAAAAACACAAGAAACAACAAGUGUUGGCAAAGAUGUCAACAAAAAGGAACUCUUGUGCACGUUGGUGGGAAAACAAACUGGUGCAGCUAACAUGGAAUACUGUAUGGAUGUUUCUCAAAAAGUUAAAAAAAGAACCACCCUACAAUCCAGUAAACAUAUACAAAAUAGAGAAACACUCAUUCAAAGGGGUAAAAGCAUCCUUAUGUUUAUUGUAGCAUUAUUUACAAUAGCCAAAUUAUGGAAGCAGCCAAAGUGUCCAUUGAUAGAUGAAUAAAGAUGUGGUGUAUAUAUACAAUGGAAUAUUAUUCAGCCAUAAGAAAGAAUGAAAUCUUGCCAUUUGCAACAACAUGAAUGGAGCUAGAGAGUAUAAUACUAAGCAAAAUAAGUCAGUCAGAGAAAGACAAAUACCAUAUGAUUUCACUCAUGGAAUUUAAGAAACAAAGGAGCAAACGGAAAAAAAAAAGAGAG
Messenger RNA from Neofelis nebulosa (Clouded leopard), 2889 nucleotides. It is a transcript of the gene PPP1R42, whose product is annotated as protein phosphatase 1 regulatory subunit 42. Lineage: Eukaryota; Metazoa; Chordata; Mammalia; Carnivora; Felidae. The transcript is spliced from 9 exons. Bases 289 to 1155 code for a protein of 288 amino acids. Gene Ontology annotation, molecular function: protein binding. The record is from RefSeq and is a predicted model, not a curated record.